This is a messenger RNA of Gossypium raimondii (Peruvian cotton), 691 nucleotides long. RefSeq lists its product as uncharacterized. The transcript has 2 exons. Bases 118 to 447 code for a protein of 109 amino acids. The record is from RefSeq and is a predicted model, not a curated record. NCBI's taxonomy places the organism in Eukaryota, Viridiplantae, Streptophyta, Magnoliopsida, Malvales, Malvaceae.
AGGCAAAAGGCAACCGUGAAUUACAAUACAAAGCUAUUUACUGGUUGGUUUUCUAUGAUAGCCUGGGACUUCAAUUUAUCAAUUUUCUGAAAGAAUUCACGUUGUACACAUUCAAACAUGAAUACAAAGGCGGAAGUUGAUUAUGUUCGAGCUCUCACAAAAGGACCGUGGAUAGCCUUUGGACAGUACUUAAUGGUUCAACCCUGGUCGAAGUCUUUCUCUACUAGUCAACCGUAUCUAAUGAAUGUGGUGGUCUGGAUUUGUCUCACAGGUUUCCCGGAUUUUUUUAUCAGAAGAGCGGUCUUAACGAGUAUUGGGGAAAUGAUUGUACAUGUUAUUAAACUAGAUGAUAAUACCCGGAAUGCGCAAAGGGGUCGAUUUGUUCGGUUGGUGGUCCUUCUUGAUAUUAAUAAGCCUUUGGUCUCAAAAAUCAAAAUCAGUGGCUGACUUCAAUGCGUGGAAUAUGAGUCUCUUCCUAGUAUUUUCUUUUCUUGUAGACAGUAUGGGCGUUCGUGUGAUUCAUGUUCAUUUGUUUCUGUUUAGCAUGGUCAGAACGAUGUUUUAACGGUACAAAAGGUGGAUCAUAAAAACCAUGAAGUUUCCGUUAUGGCUGAGAAUGAAUAAAUUUUGAAAUUGUUUAAACCGUGGAUGGUUGUUGUGAUUAAAUGCUAAAAAUACAUAUUUUAUGUAA